This is a messenger RNA of Thrips palmi, 5957 nucleotides long. It is a transcript of the gene mAChR-A, whose product is annotated as muscarinic acetylcholine receptor DM1. Gene Ontology annotation, cellular component: plasma membrane; synapse; dendrite. Bases 173 to 2116 code for a protein of 647 amino acids. Lineage: Eukaryota; Metazoa; Arthropoda; Insecta; Thysanoptera; Thripidae. Gene Ontology annotation, biological process: adenylate cyclase-inhibiting G protein-coupled acetylcholine receptor signaling pathway; chemical synaptic transmission; G protein-coupled receptor signaling pathway, coupled to cyclic nucleotide second messenger. Gene Ontology annotation, molecular function: G protein-coupled acetylcholine receptor activity; G protein-coupled serotonin receptor activity. The record is from RefSeq and is a predicted model, not a curated record. The transcript has 9 exons.
CGCCCCGCCACGCCGCGCUCCCCCCCGCCGCGAUCCGUCUGGCCCGAGCCAGCCUGAGUGCAUCACCACCACCAUGUCGGCGACGGCCUCCCAGCAGCCCUCGGACACCGUCUGCAUCUCUGCACAGGGACACGAUGUGAGCCGCGGGGGCCGGUAGAGGGGAGGGUGGAGGAUGGACGGGCUAGAGCUGGCCAACGGGCUGGCCACCGUCGUGGCCUUGGCCGCGGACAACCUCACGGCGUCCCCGACCUCGCCGACGUCACCGUCGUCCACCCUCUCGACAUGGGGGUCGUCGUCGCCCUCGCUGCUGGACGUCAACGCGACGUCCACCGAGGCGCCCGGCAGCAAGUCGCGGUACUCGCUGUCCGAGAUGGUGGUCAUCGCCAUCCUGGCCGGGUCGCUGUCCAUCAUCACGGUCGUCGGCAACUCCAUGGUCAUGAUCUCCUUCAAGAUCGACAAGCAGCUGCAGACCAUCAGCAACUACUUUCUGUUUAGCCUGGCCGUGGCCGACCUGGCCAUCGGGCUCAUCUCCAUGCCGCUGUUCACGGUGUCCGCCUUGAUGGGCUACUGGCCGCUGGGCCCGCACGUGUGCGACGCGUGGCUCACGCUGGACUACCUCAACAGCAACGCGUCCGUGCUCAACCUGCUCAUCAUCUCGUUCGACCGGUACUUCUCCGUGACGCGGCCACUCACCUACCGCGCCAAGCGCACCACCAACCGGGCGGCCAUCAUGAUCGGCUGCGCGUGGGGCAUCUCGCUGCUGCUCUGGACGCCGUGGAUCUACUCGUGGCCCUACAUCGAGGGCGAGCGCACGGUCCCGGACACGGAGUGCUACAUCCAGUUCAUCGAGACGAACCACUACAUCACGUUCGGCACGGCCAUCGCCGCCUUCUACGUGCCCGUGUCCGUCAUGUGCUGGCUCUACUGGCGGAUCUGGCGGGAGACGGAGAAGAGGCAGAAGGACCUGCCGAACCUGCAGGCCGGCAAGAAGGACAGCUCCAAGCGGUCCAACUCAAGCGUGGGCUGCCCUCACAGCGACGAGGCCGUGGACUUGGAGGACUGGAGGCGGCAGCGGUCCGAGUCUGGCGGCCCCGGCGGCCACGACGACCUGGAAGGCGGCUACCUCCGCUACGAGCAGGGCGCCCGGGACAGAGCGCCCAAGCCGCGGCCGCUGACGUGGGCGUGGCUGCGCCAGGCCUGCAUCACGUGGUGGCACUCCGGACGCGAGGACCCCGGCGAGGACUGCGAGGACACGCCCAGCGACAUGGGCUACGCCACGCCCGUCUCGGUGGAGACACCGCUGCAGAGCUCCGUGUCGCGCUGCACCUCGCUCAACGUGAUCCGGGACCCGCUGCGCCGAGACCACCCCGUCAACUCCAUCUCGGCAGUGGCGGAGCGGGAGACGCGCUCGCUGCCGCCGGCCUCCAGGCUGGCCAACCGGUCGCUGUCCACGGACUCGGUGAGCGGGGUUGGCCAUCGGAUCCAUGAUCCAGCCCCUGGGUCGGUGUACACCAUCCUGAUCCGCCUGCCGCCCGAGACGGCCGAGGACUCGGCGCCCUCCAUCAAGAUGAUCACCGAGGACGUGCCGCUGUCGGACCUGCUGCCGCACUCCAUGCAGACGACCACGGGCCGCCUGUCGGAGCGCGACUCGUACUACUCGGCCGUGCGCCGGCCCUCGCACAUCCCGGACGUCCGGAUGCCGCUCAACGCCAAGAGCGUCCCCAAGCUGGGCUCGGGCGCCACCUCAGGGUCGCGGGCGAUCCUGUCCAACCUGGGCGCGGGCAAGGCGCAGGCCGUCAAGAAGAAGAAGAAGACGCAGGAGAAGAAGGCCGAGAAGAAGGCCGCCAAGACGCUGUGCGCCAUCCUGCUCACCUUCAUCCUCACCUGGACGCCGUACAACAUCUUGGUGCUGCUCAAGCCGCUGACGGCGUGCACGGACUGCAUCCCGCCCGGCCUGUGGGACUUCUUCUACUACCUGUGCUACAUCAACAGCACCAUCAACCCCAUGUGCUACGCGCUGUGCAACGCGUCCUUCCGCAGGACCUACGUGCGCAUCCUCAAGUGCAAGUGGCACACCCGCAGCCGCACUGCUAUGAACCGCGGCUUCUACAACUGAGGUCCCGCUCUCGCCCGCAACAACAACGGGGCGGCCUUCAACUCAGCGCAGCGCGCCAACGGCGACCUCAACCUCAACGAUUUCUAGGUUAGGUCGACCGCGCGUUGCGUAGGCCGAGGCGGCGCGCGUGACUCCGGCGGGAGUCGAACCCCCGGCCCGGUGAGAAACCUCGCGCCGAUUCAGCUUGGUACAAGUUUUCUCAUCGAGCCGGGGUUUUAAGGUUUGAACCGCGCGCGCCUCGAGCGCGGGUUCGUUCUCCGCGGCGUGGGUGGCGUUCGGGGUUCGGAGGGGUUACAAUGUUUGUGCUCUUUCUAGAAGUGCCCAUGCUUGUACGCCGGGCUCGGCCCGGCCUUAUUGUCGCUUUCAAUCUUUUUUCUCUUUUUUCCACUCUUUCACGACUUUUCUCACGAUAACCCCCCACCCCUGCGGAUACCCGGGCGGCCGCGCCGCGGCACCGAGUUAGUUGAAACAUCAACUCGACGGAGCGAACCCGAUGAGUGAAGGCAGCAGAGCCGGGAAGGCCUGCGUCCUGUUGUUUGUGUGGCGAGAGCGAAUAAACCCCUUGCAGUGAAGUGUGCUUCCAGAGAGACGCUGCCCGACAGUGCAAAAAUGAAUCAACGUGUGCUAUUCGUAUAUGUAUACGUACAUAUAUGUAAACGUAAUCUACCUAUCAGUAAUCCUAAGUGUCUAGUUCUAAUAUAUGGAAAAGAGAUCCAUGAGCUCAAAUUGAGAGACGGGACGGGGCGGCCCCAUGGGCACCAUAGGGUACUACGUGUUUUUAUUUGGCGUGGGAGUGCUUGCGACGAGAGCCUGGGUGUCCCCGCGUCCCUCCGCGGCUCAACUUGACAAUCACGUCGGCCACGGAGGCUGACUGGCCGACUGGGAGACGCCGUUGAGAUCUUAGUCGCUGACUGAAGAAGCCCGCCUGUGCGGCCUGUGAGGGACGGGGCACCCCAGCGCCGGCACCAACCACUUUAAAAGUCUGUUCAGCAAUACAGCGGUUGUGAGCGUUUUCCUGACUGGCACAAUAAUGAAAACAUUUGACCAAUGCCAAACGUCAUUCGCUUGUGUUUUUGUUGUUGAUGUUGUUGUUUCCUUUGUUUCAAUUUCAUGAUGACUAAUAACUAACUGAUUAAAGAUAUCGCUAUUUUUACUGGGGCGUUGAGAAGCCGCAUGAUAAAAACUCGCGUAUUUACUGUCGGAACGUGAACAUACAUAAUGUAUGUUUUGUAAUUGUUUUACUUCAGGGCGAAACCCUAGCAUCUAAAAAAAGUUUCAAAAAUUUCAGUUUCUUUUUUUGGGGAAGCGGACGGUACUGAAGGCACCUCUCGCCUGUUACCCAACUUGUGGGGUGUCUGGUUUGGACUGUGGCUUUUCUUAUUCAGAGCUUCUCAUGCAGGAGUGUACCUCGUCAUAGCAUUCUGUCUGACAUAAAGCGGUGGUUUAACUUGCGCUCAAAAUUUGUGCAAGCAUUUUGUAGCGUAGGUAAACACUAAUGCCUUCUUAGUGUUAAUGUUUAUAAAGGUAUUAGGUGCAGCAGUCAGAUAUCGUAAUAGAAGAGACUUAUCUUACUUCUUUCGGUGUUUUAACGCGUGCCCCCUUCCAAAUUUUCAGACUUGUCGAUACCCGCUCCUGUACGCUUUAAAUAGCAUUAUACCAUUAUAAUGAGUGUGUGACUAGUUUCAUUAACCGACGCAGUGGCGCGACAUUUUUAGCGUUUUUUACUGUGGCAUAGACUUGGAUUCAAUGUGACGUAGACUUAAUUAUAUUAUUUGUACCUGUGUGUUUCUGCUUGUGCUUGCCGAGGCGUGGAGUGGCUUCGGGGCCGGGCGGCCGGGCCAGUGCUGGAUCGUUGGUCCCGGCCCACGGCGCCCAUGACGGUCCACCCAUCCCAGCAGACUGAUUCUUCGCAACGUUCCGUCGCUCUGUCUCUCUCGCACCCACCCGGAACGCCCCAUGAGUGCGAAGAGGGACAGAGAAACGGGAUCGGUGUUCGGAGUCACUCUGCAGGUGAUGCGCGCGUUCUCGGGCGGACUGCCUCGGACUGCUCCACAGUGUGCAGGCCCACGGCGCGCCGCAAGGGGCGCCUCAAGGCCCCGCGGGUUGAUCAGGGCAAAGUCCGGGGCAGCAGGCCCGAGCAACCAACUUACUGGACACGGCCGCGACCCCAUCUACUUUGAUGGGGAUGUUUUGACGCUCGGAGGGAAUGCACAGUUUAGUCGCCCCCGGGCUUGUUGUUUUUGUUUGAAUGGAGUGAGGCUAGGGCGGCGGGCCGCCUCCAGCUCAACUGCCAUAGGCGCCAUAGGCCUGGGCGGCCUGGGCCUUGGCCUGGGCCUUGGGACCGGCAGGGCCGUCCCUCCCUUCCUUUAAGCCUUGUCGAUGAACAAAGAACAAUAAAUGGAAAAAAGGACUUGUCCGCCAGCAUUUAAGUGUGUAGAUGCGUCUAGUCGGUGUUUGUUAAUCCCUUUCUUUGUGCGCUGUCAGUGUGCGUGUGCCUGCGUUGUGUGAGUGCGUUUGUUGUGUAUGUGAAUGCGCGUGAAUGUGUGUGUGUGUGUGUGUGGCGGCACAUCACUCCGUAGCGACUAGUGUUCCUAGGAGAGACCCCCUUGUCCACUGCUGGGUCUUUCUGGCGAGGCCUGUGCGUGCUACUGUGUCACCACGGUGUCACCACGGUGUCGAGGCCGAGGUCGAUGCCUCGUGUUUACAUUCUUCGUUAUAGCGUUAGGCACUCCAAACUACCUCCUUCCUCCAAACAUCUAGCUAGCCUUUCAAAUUUUGUAUUGGGGAAAUAAUAGCAUUUUUCUAAUUUGAGAAUGUUUUUCAUCUCUAUCCGUUUCAGUCCUAUCUCCCGAAAGCUAGAGUCGAAGAUGAGGGCUUUUAAUGUGUUUCUGUGAAAAUGUUUCUGUUUCGUGUGGCCGUGAAGCUUGCCUGUGUGACUGAGUUCUCAGAAUGACUUAAGUUGGCACUGUGAUACAACCACACUUAUUUAAAUAUUUUAGUUUCUUUUCCCAAUUGGGCGACGGAAGCGAUUCCUAAGUGUUUAGCCUCUAAGUACCUCUUUUCUCCUAUGUUCAUCAUGAUGUGAUCUCGACUAAAUACUUGUUCUUUAAUUUCUCUGUGGCUCCUCCGUAGAAAAGCGUUGAGUAUGGAGACUGGCGAUUGAUGAGUCACCACCAGUAUUGACUAAUGUAGAGGGAUUUGAGUGCAGAGCUCCAUCGCAAAGAAUCCACAAGACUAGUAAGACUAAAGAAUAUUGUUAAGAUGGUUGUGGUGGUGACAUGUUACUGCAGUGGUCUGAGAUAAAGCAUAGCACUUAUACUUCCAUUAGAUAUAAGAGAAUUGUGUUAAAGAUAAACAAUGCGUUGUCGCACAAGUUUCGAUGUUAUGUGUCAUUAGGUACCACCUUUUAAGCCAGUGAACCCCUUGACAUAAUUCUUAAUGUUGUCCUAAAUCAAAAAUAACUUUCAUGAAUUUAAAAUAGUCUAUUUUCAUUUGAAGAUGUGUUUUUCCAUUUAAAUAUUUCAUCUGUUUCACCCGUUUUUAAUCGCUAUUGUAAGUUUGAUUCCUCCACAGGUCCUCAUUUUUAUUCAUCUUAAAGUGGAAUGAGGCGGAAGAGACUUCUUCUCCCGAUGAAAAGUGCAACUUUUGCUCAAGUUUCAUCGGGGCUCAAAACUAUUUUGUGACCAUGGAGAACCAUGUAACUUGAAAAUCAAUGUUGUGUGAUCUGCUGCCAAAGUUUUAUUUAAGAUAAUCCUUGCAGUACUAAAGCAGUCAGUGCAUGAAAGUAAACCGACAUUUGUAUUAAAUAUUAUGUGAAUAAAAAUGUUGUUUUUUACAUAGA